This is a messenger RNA of Sphenostylis stenocarpa, 1035 nucleotides long. Lineage: Eukaryota; Viridiplantae; Streptophyta; Magnoliopsida; Fabales; Fabaceae. The record is from the annotation of a GenBank genome assembly.
AUGGCAUCAUCCUUAAGGUUAACAGCUGCUUCAAUGCUGAGACCAUGUAGCCCUUCAUCAUCUACCUCACGAAGACUUGCUCUCUUUCAACUCGUCACCAGUGGUGGUGGUAUUGCUCUCCCACAAUCUAAGUUAUUUGGGGUAAAAGGAUCAGAGUUGUUAAAAGUACCAGAAGCUAUUGCUGCAGAAAAUGUAGCCCAACCAGAGAAAAAGUUGUUUGAUUGGGUUAAAAAUGACAACAGAAGAUUUCUACAUGUUGUGUACCGAGUUGGAGACUUGGAGAAGACUAUAAAGUUCUACACUGAAUGCCUUGGCAUGAAGCUACUGAGAAAACGUGAUAUACCUGAAGACAGAUAUUCUAACGCUUUUCUUGGAUAUGGGCCAGAAGAUUCUAAUUUUACAGUUGAACUUACCUACAAUUAUGGAGUGAAUAACUAUGAUAUUGGAAGUGGCUUUGGUCAUUUUGGUGUUGCUGUUGAAGAUAUUUACAAGAGAGUAGGUCUAAUAAAGGAAAAAGGAGGGAAGGUUACAAGGGAACCUGGGCCUGUUAAAGAUGGCAGUUCAGUAAUUGCUUUCAUUGAAGAUCCUGAUGGUUAUAAGUUUGAACUUUUGGGGAGAAGACCUACACCUGAACCUCUAUGCCAAGUGAUGCUUCGAGUAGGCGAUCUUGAUCGUGCCAUAGCCUUCUACGAAAAAGCUGUUGGAAUGAAACUUCUCCGCAAGAAGGACAAUCGUGAGCGCAAGUACACAGUAGCCUUUAUGGGCUAUGGUCCUGAAGACAAGAAUACUGUUCUAGAACUAACAUAUAACUAUGGCGUCACUGAUUAUGAGAAAGGAAAUGGUUAUGCUCAGAUUGCAAUAGGCACAAAUGAUGUAUAUAAGACUGCUGAAGCUAUCAAAUUAUGUGGGGGGAACAUUAUCCGAGAACCUGGGCCUUUGCCUGGUAUCAACACCAAGAUUGUAGCUUGCUUGGAUCCUGAUGGUUGGAAAUUGGCAUUUGUUGAUAAUGUUGAUUUUCUGAAGGAAUUAGAGUGA